Octopus sinensis (East Asian common octopus) is the source of this 6563-nucleotide messenger RNA. RefSeq names its product myosin-G heavy chain-like. Lineage: Eukaryota; Metazoa; Mollusca; Cephalopoda; Octopoda; Octopodidae. The record is from RefSeq and is a predicted model, not a curated record. The transcript has 4 exons. Gene Ontology annotation, molecular function: DNA-binding transcription factor activity, RNA polymerase II-specific; RNA polymerase II cis-regulatory region sequence-specific DNA binding. The coding region runs from base 1064 to 2530 and encodes 488 amino acids. Gene Ontology annotation, biological process: regulation of DNA-templated transcription.
AUUAUAGGGAGGAAGGGAGAGCAGGAGUGAGAAAGAGGGUGGGAGGGAGAGAGAAGAAGUGUGAGGGCAGAAACAAUAAGUUCUCCCCCCUGACCUUGUACAAUGCUUGCUCCCUCUUCCCUUAAACCUUUCGUCUCGGCCAAGGAAGGGGCAUCACUACAAACAGUUGCUUGUUAAGGCCGGGUUUGCAAGGUGUGUGUGUGUGUAUAUAGGAAAACAACAGGAGACCCGAAGCACAGGCAGUGCUUGAUUAAUAAUAAUAACAAUAACAGCACCACUAGCAACCCUCAUCAUCAUCAUCAACAUAGAAAGUAAUACAGUGACAGCUCCUUCGCAUAGAGAAAAAUAACUGUGUAUAUAUAUAUAUAUAUAUAUCUGUAUCUAUCUAUCUAUAUAUAUAUAUAUAUAUAUAUACACAAACGCACACUCAUAUAAUAAUAAUAUAUACAUACAUAUGUAUGUGUGUGUGUGUGGUUUAGUAAGCUAGCUAUCUUCGUUUUAUUUUCGCCCUUACAGCUUGGCUCCACCACAUUUUCUGGGAUUUACAGCUAGGUGAACUAUACCUCACCAUGUUACCUAUACACAGGAAUCAAGAUUCUCAAGAACAAGUCUGUAAGCUGGCAACUUUGCAGCUGAAGGCAGAUCCAUGCUGAAAAGAAUUUGAGUCCAUUUUGUUAUGAACAGAAGCUUCUGUACAUCAAUGAAUCCAACCAAAAUGAUUCUGAACUACAAAUACCACAGACACCCUGAACCGGCAACUUUUGGCCAUGUGAUAAAACUAAAAGCAUAGAUGCUGCCUCUGCACACCCUCGGACACUUUGAAAACUGGCAUCAAAUUAUUGCUCUGCUCUAUAACACAGAAUUACACAGCUAACCUGCUGGUGGAGUUGCUGGUGAUCUUGCUAAAGCUUGCACAACACCAGUGUGUAUUUUUGUUGUUUUGUUCUUUGACUUUCAGUUGAAGUUUUUAUUUAUUUAUUAUUAAUAUUAUUUUUACAUUUAAAAAAAAAAACAACCCUUUUUGUCAUAAUUGUUUAUUUUUUUUUGGAAAAGUGUUUAGAAAAUGCAGCCUAGUCCAGCUGCACCAAAGAAGCGCAAACGGGUGCACUCGUGUUCGAUAUGCGGUGGGUCGUAUAGCACGCCAUCGCAGCUGCAGCGUCACUCGAGAGUGCAUAGCGGAGAAAGACCUUAUGUAUGUAACCUGUGCGGCCGUCGCUUUACACGCUCAGAUCAUGUAAAGCAACAUCUCAAGAUACACUCGCCACAUCGGCAGAAGAACAUGUGCCGUAUUUGCGGGUCACAGUUCUACAAGUCACAGAUACUCGGCAGUCACUUACGACGCCACGACGUCUACCAGAUCCACUUGUGCCACCAGUGCGGCGAAGGUUUCCAGGAAGCCGAGGAACUUGAGAAACACGAACGGCUCCAUAACAUCAAGACGGACAUAAGAUCGAGUGGGGAGGGAGCUGACGGAGUACCAAGUACCAGUACGGAGACGAGUACGACUGAAGGUGAAGGAAAAUGGCUUGGUUGUGCUCGUUUCUGUCUCGCUCAGAUACCGUCGAUUGGCAACAAGAUCGUGCAGCCAUCUGAUAGGAAAACUGACACCAGCAACAAUGCUGUUGGUGGUGACCAGGACAGCAACAACAGCAACAAUGCCUCAGCUGAUAUCAAUGAUAAUAACAACACCACCACUGUUAUCAUGGCUGCCAAUCUCCAAGACCAGUCGUUCGACGCCGAUCUCUCGACUUCCAAGCCCAGCUCGAAUGAGGAUAAUGAACCGCUGCAAAUAGCCGUAUCUCCUGGCUACUCUCUCGUAGGCCCCGCAGCAGACGUCGGAGACGAGAGCACCAUAACUGCCAGCGAUGCCCUGCCCAGCAGCUCCAAUGCUGCCUUCUACAUGGUGACAGGGAAGUCUGGUAGCAACAGCACUGACACCGAGGGUGCGCUGUCAAAAUCUACAACAGUAGAUGGCAAUUCCAAUAGAAGUGCCCUGCGCAAAGCCAGCAGGCCACAGAAGGCUGUUAUAAAACGUGAACCAGUUGUCAGCAGUGGUACAAAGACUGCACCAAGGUGUACAAUAAGCCUUUUGGCUACCAACAAAAGCAGUGUGACACGUGCCGAAGUGUGCACCCGUCGCAUGAUCUCAUCAAACAAGACAACAGGCAUCUCAAACUCAGUUGUGCUGACUGCAGUCAACAGCCAUAGCAACAACAACAGCAACAAUAACAACAACACCAACAACAGCAACAACAACAGUAACAGCAACAACAACAACAACAGCAACAACAACAGCAACAAUCCUUCGUCAUUGACUUUACCGCCAUACUUAUUGAAUGGCAAGAGACUGGGACGCUGUGAAUACUGCGGAAUCUGGUUUGAGGACUAUGCUAUGUGCAUGUUGCACAACAGCCUGCAUUCCGCAGAUGAUGCUGAUCCAUUCACUUGCAGAAAAUGCCUGAAGAAACUCGGCAACCGGCUGGAGUUUAUGGCGCAUCUGGUCUGGCAUUUAGACCCAGAGUUACCAUAGAAAUAAAAGCAGGCAGGCAAAGAAGCAAAUUACUUUUGUGGAGACAAACGCUUACAGCAUCUGUUGGUGUAGAGAUGAGAAAAGAUACAAGAAUUAAAAGAAAAAAAGAAUAAUCAAAGAAAUUUGAAAAAAAAUAUACAGAAAUUAAAAAAAAAAAAUCAAAGAAGGAAACACACAUUCACACAUACACCAAGUAAUAACAUCGACUAAUUAAGAAAACAGCAGGAAAAUUAAAUAAAAAGAGGAAUUCCAAUAAUGAUGGUGGGGGCUGUUUUUAAUCCCUGCCCCUCCCCCCAGCUGAGACAAAUAUUUGAAGCAAAAAACAAAAAAAAAAACUGAAUGAAGACAAUCAAAUCAGCUCUGUGUGUAGUAAGGAUGUACGAAAGCUCCUCUUUUUUGGUGCAAAAUGGCAAAGUGCAGCAGGAUCUGUCAAAGCAGCAAUCGUUUGCCAAAGUUCUGACAAGCUCUCUUGUUCUGUGCAUAUUUUGUUACAACAUGUCUGCAUGCAUGCUCACAGGCAUGCAUACACACACACACACACACUGCUCUUCACAGACCAGCUCCAUUUCUACUAAACACACACACACAAACACACACACACACACACACAAAGCACACAAGCACAUUCAUACCACAAAGUUAUAUUUAAAUGCACACAUUAAAAAAAAUACAUAUAUGUGUACACACACAUGCACAUGGACACAUGCACACAUACACAUGCACACAUACUCAUGCAUAUACACACACACACACAUGCAAAUACACGUAUACACAUACAUUAUAUUAUUGGUUAAUUGUUAAUUGAUGUUACAUCCUUGUUAAACUAACGAGGUUUAACCAGCUUUAGAUGAAAUAGUUGAGGUCAGCAAGAUGUUGGAGAAGGUCUGAGAGGAGCGGUAGGAGGACUGGGAGUAGGGCAGGGGGAUAAUCACACUACCACCGCCAUCACCAACAACAUCAUCUCAUGAUGAUGAGGGUGGUGGUGGCAGUGGUAAUGGCACUGGUGGUGGUGGUAUGACAGUGGUAAUGUAUAAUACCAGUCAAAUAUUGGGGUCUGUACUGUUGACCACACACCUCCUGGGGUCUACAAAUCAAGGUGAGCAAUGCUUAUUAUUAAUAUUAUUUUUGGAAAUAGGGCAUUGAUGUUUGUGGAGUAAGGAGAUGCUGGUUGUAACAGAUGGGAACUCCUUUGGUCACUAAAAGAAAAAUCUAAAUACCAGUGAUACACCACUUCACACUGGGGUUAAGGGGGGAGCAUGGUAUUGGUUUUCUUCUUUUCUUAUCUGACAAUUACAUCAUCAUCAUCAUCAUCAUCUUUUGUUAUCUUCAGUGGUGCAUUUCCUUCUCCAUCCUUUCUUUUGUACAUCUUAACACACACACACACCUAUAAGUGUGUGCUCUUGUAUCUAUGUGAGAAAUUAUUAUUAUUAUUAUUAUUAUUAUUAUUGUUAUUAUCACUAUUGUUGUUGUUGUUGUUAAGGGCAGUAGAAUGCUUCAUUGAAUCUAGUAAUUCACUGUUCUGGGUUAGAAACCUUUGAUACAAUUGCUAAAUAAAGGGCAAGUGAUAGACUGGGGUUACGUUUGCUUGUGCACACCCACUGUUCUUUAGAAACAAUGGCUCCUGUGUUCGUUUUUUGUUUUAGAUGUCAAACCACUGGAAAAGGUCCUCAUUCCAGACAAUUUUUAUUGCUUAUAGGGCAUCAUCACCGAGAGAAGUCCAACGGUCCAUGUUUUCAUUGUGGUACUGUGUACUGUUAUGAAGUCAAAACAUUUCAUUUGUCAGUAAAUGAAUCCAUCACAUCAUCAACUGACUCAUUCAUUAGCUGAGUUCAAGUUGUCGUGUGCACCUAGUGACAAACCCCACUGUAGACUAAGUGGGAGUAAAACUUCACCCACAAGAGAUCAUGAGAUUAGCCAAUCUCUUUGUCAUUCCCCACACCAUCAAUGGUUUUAAGCCUUUCACAAGCAAGUUGAAAAUGUUUGUGUGUGUAAAAAUAUAUGAAUCUAUACACACUAUAACUUAUACACCCUGAUAUUGCCAUUCUUGUUAAAAGUAUGGACUGUUUUUCAUCCCUGAUUCUAUGAGACCACCCCUUCCUACAUCCCUACAUGCAGAACCCUCUACUUGGCAACUCAAUCCUAUCACACUGUAUGUGGAUGAUGGAAUUGAGAGCCUGGAAAUAGCAUGGUUAAAGAUGGAAUAUCUUUGAUGUGGUCCAACAUGGAGUUAAGCAAUAAUUACCACUAAAUAUUAAUGAAGUAAGAAUGUGGACCUAUUGUCAGCCAAGCAGACUGGCAUUAACCUUAUCACAAAGCUUCAUAAUUACUGCAUAAUGACUGCAAUAGCUAAAUAUUAAACUCAGAGUGUCUCUUGCUAUUUCAUUAUGGAAUGGGAGGGGAACUGGUCUGUCAGUUCCCCAUGCCAAGACAUGUUCUCUGGCAAGGGGUCAAGGGACAAGGACUGCAAGAAAAGCAGUUUGGUUCUCCAUAAAUCAGACAAGUAGUAUUACUGUUCCAUCUUACAGGCUAUUUGUACUUUCAGUGGCAUAUAUAAUGUGUGUGUGUGUGUGUGUGUGUGUGUGUGAAAAUACCAGUAAAAGAUGCCAGACUCUGUCCUUGUUUCCAAGGAAUAUAUCGCAUUCUGCCACUUCAGACAUAUGUCCAAGCUCCCUGUUGCUGUUUUUGAGGGGUUUUCUUUCCUUGCAGCUGAAAUUUUUACCAACAUUGGCUUCUUCACCUAUUUAGGCUUGCUUAUAUGGCAAUCCAUUCCACAGUUUUCUGUAUAUAUUUGUUUUGGGGCUUGUUAUUGUUGUUGUUUUUUGUUUAGUUAUUGCACAAUGAAGGUUGAAUGUAGGUGGCUGGUGGUGUGUGUCAUUGUAUAAUCCACCCUUCUAAUUGAGCUGUAAAAUCUUUGGGCAGGUACAACAGGUGAGGAAAUAGGCUCAGGUAGCAUCAUCAUUCAGCCUACCACUUGUAUUGAAUGACCCCUCUUUAGCGGGGAGCUUGUCACAUUUAUUCUUUCUGAUCUAAGCACAAGGUUUGCAAUUUUUAAAGGAAGGGGUCUGUCAGUUAUGCUCACCCCAGUAUUCAGCUGGUACUUCAUUUUAUCCAAUCAGAGUUCAAUUCUGCAGGAUUUUAACUCGGAACAAAAGAAUCAGAAGAAAUACCACUAAACAUAUUUCCACCACUCCAGCACUUCGACCAGUUUGCAGCCUUACUGAUAAUAAUGAUGAUGAUGAUGAUAAUAAUAAUAAUAAUCCUUUCUAAUAUAGGGCACAAGAUCUGAAAUUUUGUGGCAGAGAAUUGAUUACAUCAAGCCAAGUCCUUGACUGGGACUUCAUUUCAUUGAGCCUGAAAGAAUGAAAGGCAAAGUUGACCUUGGCGGAAUUUGAACUUUGAACUUAAAGAUGCACAAAAUGCUGCUAAGCAUUUUGCCUGGCAUGCUAACCAUUCUGCCAACUCACUGCCCUAAUAAUAAUAAUGAUAAUGAUGAUGAUGAUAAUGAUGCUGAUAAUGAUGAUGAUGAUGAUGAUGCUGAUAGUAAUCACUACUUUAAUUACCCUGAGGGUACAAAUGAAAACAUUACAAAGCAUAAUAUAUUUGGUGGCCGUAAUGAAAUAUUGCUGAAGAUGUGUGUUUGUUGUAAAAUAAGAGCUGUAAGAGUUGUAUGUAGUGGUUCAAUCCUCAUCUGAUGCAGAACUUAAUGUGUUGAGAGUGGAAUAGGAUGUGUUUAUUUCAUCAUCAUCAUCACCAUUUAACCUCCACGUUCCAGACUGGCAUAAGACGGACAGUUGAAGAGGGUCCAAGCCAGAGAACUGCAUCAAGCUCCAAUGUUUCUCUUGGCAGGGUUUCCACAGCUGGAUGACAUUUUCUGAUGCUGGGCCCCUUUACAGAGCAUAACGAAUGCUUUAGUCGUGGCACCAGCACUAACGAGGUCAGCAAGUAACUCACAAGACAAGACCCCUAAACUGAGCAGGGAGUAGUAGUGAGAGAGGUGGCUAGAUUACGCUAGGUGAUGAGCAGGAUAGAGGGA